Messenger RNA from Pecten maximus, 3854 nucleotides. RefSeq lists its product as uncharacterized. The record is from RefSeq and is a predicted model, not a curated record. The coding region runs from base 262 to 2562 and encodes 766 amino acids. The transcript has 36 exons. NCBI's taxonomy places the organism in Eukaryota, Metazoa, Mollusca, Bivalvia, Pectinida, Pectinidae.
UAUUGGCCGUGUACAGUACGGUACCAAGUCGGGUGGAAUACACACGCACAGCAGAAUCGGUAAACGCCGUUCUAAGUAUUGUCAACAAGGUCUCACUUGGAUAGGAUUCGGUCCAUAAUAUACAUCGUAAAACACCGAGGGAAAUAUUAGAAGCCUAUCAGAAGUAUAUAUACAUAGUGUUGGAUUGUCUCCAAGGGCUUACAGGGUUUCAACCCACCAAAACACCGUUCCUAUAGGAAGUAUUCAUGAAAAGUGUCAGAAAUGGACAACAUGUUCUCACAGUACUACCAGCAGACGACAUACAAAAAUGAUUACAAGAAGUCCCCCCGCGGACAACCAACCUACGGCGACUCCUCCCCACGGGGCGGGUACUACUCGGACGCACCACGUGGGGAUCAACGGCACUUCAGAGAGGCACCGAGGGAACAUAUAGACCGUAGGUACGAAGAAGGCCCUCCUAGACAGCAAAUACAACCAGGCGAGACAUUAUUUGUUGAACCAAACCGAUCCCCACAUCACUCUCCGAGGUCACCACGCAGGGGUUAUGAUGGAUUCUCCCCAGCUCCUGCAGGACCACCCAUCAACCCGAGGGGUUACCAAUACUAUGACAGGAGCCGAGAGGAUCUUCCUCCAUUUAACACAUAUGCAAUCAACAGUACCACCCAACACGACUAUGGUGACUUUAGUGCUAAAACUACACAGAAGGAAUAUGGAAACUUCACACAAAAACAGCAGAUUGUCAACGACAUCAGGGCACGGGCCGACGCGGAACUGGCUCGAAGGUACGAGAAACAAUAUGACGGUCGACCGUAUUUUGAUGAAAAGGAUCCUCCAAGUUUCUACAGAGAUUUACCACUAACAGACCGUCCUGGAUACGAUAUGGGUCGCCGGGCUCCCAAAUAUGAUGAUGGGCCUUUAACGGACCGAUCGGAACGGAAUAGACGACCCCCAUCCCUGGACCACCGGUCCCCGCCACCUCCUCCUAGAAAUGCUUUCGAGGAUAUGUCAAGAGGACAGAUGAAGAAGGAGCUAGAUAGAAUCGAGCUUCAUGACGGCAAUUUCAAACCAUAUUCUCAUCACAACUCAGGAGGAGGGGAGGAGGGAAAUGCCCACGUAGAAAACGAUGUGUCGCAAAAGAAAUACAAUGAAUGUGACAUGGCAGAAAUACCAUGGCAGUUAUUCAUGCCCUAUCACAUGCAGAAUAUACAGCCACAUCAUGACAACCCGAGACCUGUUGCUCACCACCAGCGUUUGUAUGAACAACCUGCUCAGCGCAACUCACAACAUUCUGUGUCGCCGGCGGCAAGCAAUGGUUCAAAGGAACUGCAGAUGGUCUCAGGGCAUAUAGCUCACCAUAAGCGUUUAUACGAGCGUCCUCCGACUAAGCCAGCAAAUGAUGACGGGGUUAAAAGCGAAGUUGUUGAAAACAAGGGACCAGGAGUCCUCUCUCGAUCCAUACCACACCAUGAACAUCGUUAUGAGGAUGACUUGAUGAAGACCUCAAGUCCGAGACGUAGUCAGGAUCCCGGUGUAUUGAUGAGACCAAUAGAAAACCAUGAACAUCGAUUUGAAAACAAUCUGGUUGAGACAAACAAUCCUCGACGCAGCACGGAUCCGGGUAUUUUACCUCGACAAGUUGAACAUUCUGAACACCGAUAUGAAAACAAUAUCAUUGAGACAAACUAUCCGCGACAAAACAAGAUUAUGCACAGGAAAGAGGAUGAUACGUUGUCAGAAGGACUAUUCUACCCGGAUGCGUUACUACGCCCAGAAGAAAAGAGGGUGAAACAAAAGCUUCCAAUGCACGACAUUCAUCGGUUUGAACAAGUUCACAAGACCGACAAUCCAGAACGUAUUUAUGCGGCUUCUAUGCAGGACGUAGAAGGUGCGGGGGUAGGCGUAUUUCUCUUGAUCAGGACAGAUUACGGUGGUUACGAUGACGUCAAAAAAGCAUUCGAACGAUGUUCUGGGGAAACUCCGGAAAGAAAACUCCUCGGAUAUGCAUCAUCAGACAUGAUUGACGUGAAAGAAGGCGGAAAUGGAUGGAAGAGACAAUCUUUGGUAUCACGAUGGAAUGGGAAAAACUUGGAACAGGAGAGACGAGGAGACGUGGAUAAAAUGAUGGUAAUCAACUGGUUCCAAGGACCGAACCAAGCUAGAGAAUGGGUCGACCGGAAUCCUGAGUUCAAACACUCCCACUUACCCAUGCCUUAUGGAAACCAAACAUCGGUCCUGCCUUUGAAAUACCGGCCAUCCUCAGGGUAUCGAACGUUCAUGCUGAUGGAGUUCAACAACAUCUCAAAGAGAAACAUGCAAGAGCUUCACGGAUAUAUCGACUUCAUGUGCAAUGAGUUGAAAAGGUACCGAGCAGACGUUGCAUUCAUCGACACGGCACCAAAGACAUUGAAGUCUUCGCUUUUCUCCCCAAGUUCGCACAUUCUUUGUCAUAUGUUCUGUGACAGAAAGGAAGCCGACCGCUUCUUCAACGAUGUGAUUUCGAGGAGCAGAUUCAAACACGCAGACGUGACGACCAUGGUGUUCCAAUUAGUUGACUUUGAUUAAUGAGCAAGUAGCGCCAUCCCGGUCCUAAGAAACAUUUACAUUCCACAGUGGUGGGACGUUCAACAAUCUGUGAUAUGAAUCCUUCCGGCAGCAAAGGGGAGUCGCCUCUUCCGAAUUAAACCGGAUUGUUUUAAUGUACACACAUCUGUGAUACUCAAAAAGGCAAAUAGUGUAGUUUUGUAUUUUCUGUUUAUCUAUGUUCUGAACUUAAUAUUUAUAUUCAAGUGGUGUAAACUGGCAUCAUUUUAAAGCACUUUAUUUUAAACUAGAUCAGGAUAAUACUAGAUAUAAAUUAGAUAAUCCCACACAUUUCUAUGUAUAUAUUUUAGCUUUUACAUAUAAACAGGAACUUCAUCUAGUGUUUAUAAAACGCGUGAAAUAUCAAAGUUUGAGAAUAUAUGAUAUUUUUGAACAAAUAUAUUUUUACCUUAUUAUAUCGAUAACAACAUCAGAUAUCAGAUUUCCGUGUUAAUCGUAGUAAACAGUAUGUGCUAGGAAAUAACUAAUUUGAACUCGGUUACGGAAUGAUGACGAACAAAUAAAAUUUUGUUGUAUCAAGGCCUAAGGUUAGUUACUGUUCUGUCUUUCAAAUAUAGAAGCACUGUUUUUUACGAAUGUAUAUUUUAAACCUUGUAAUACAUAUUUUAUGAUUAUCUUAUAUUUUAUACAACAGACUUGAAGUACCAAAUAUUAACAAUAUAAAUCUCUUACAAUUAAGCCAACACAAUAGCGGCUGUUAAUUAUCUAAGUAAAUACAUUAGAUUGUGAUCAUCCUUUUAGUUUACCAUGGUAUAUACUAUAAUGUUUACUACGUGGUUACCAAUUUUAGUUUUACCAUGUACAUCUGAGGCAUUCCGGGAUGCAGUGAUAUCAUCAUCAUUAAGGAAUAGUGUCAAUAUAACUAGACUUUUAAAGUGGAGUCUCUACCAUUUUCAACAAUAUUUCAAAAAUAGAAAGAUGAAAACUGUUAUUUUCCAAACAGUUGAUAAGUUUCGUUUUAAUCAUAAUACAAGCGAAAAACUAAUCAUAAAUAGAUAACACGACUUUAUCCCAAUUUUUGUUGACCUGCUCCUGAAUUCAUACCGUAUAGUAGGAAAAUCUUUUAAAACACAAUGUAUAAAGUAAGCUGUGAUAAAAAUGUGUUAUUUUUCAUUAUUUCUGUAAAUAUUUAUUAAUUGUUCUAUUUACAGCUAUUUACAUUACCCUAUAUGUGUUAACUUAUUCUCAGUGUGUAUCUGUCUUUAACACCUACUGGAGAUCUGUAAUUAGUACAUUAAACAUCCGUCCAUUAA